AUGAACUCUGAAGAACAGGUUUUGAUAGGAGUAGUGGAUUACGAAAACUAUGAUAGUUUGAAUGAAGGAUCCGCUAACGACGUUCUCAACUCCGUGGAGGAGUUUAAAUUUAUCACCAAAGCAUCUUUACCAUUAAUUAUUACAUUCUUUUUACAAUAUUUAUUAUCAGUCAUAUCAAUUUAUGCAGCAGGUAGAUUAGGAGCCAAGGAACUUGCUGCAGCAUCUUUAGCAGUUUGUACCUUUAAUAUUACUGGUCUUGCUGUUUAUCAAGGAAUGUCUACCAGUUUGGACUCAUUCUGUUCCCAAGCAUAUGGAUCAGGGAAAUUACAUCAAGUUGGAAUCUAUUUUCAAAGAUGCUCUUUAAUGAUAUUAGUCAUCACUGUUUUUCCAUUAUCAUUUAUCUGGUGGUUUUCAGGUUCGAUAUUGAAAUUCUUAAUCGAUGAUAUUGAACUAGUGAUGAUGAUUCAACACUUUUUAAGAAUCAAUAUCUUUGGUACCCCCGGAUUAGUAUUAUUUGAAACCGGAAAAAGAUUCUUACAAGCUCAACAUAUUUUUAACGCAGGAACUUAUGUUUUAUUAAUAGCAGUUCCAGCCAACUUUUUCUUGAAUUGGAUUUUAGUAUGGCAUCCAGUUUAUGGGUUGGGUUAUACCGGUAUUCCAAUUGCUCUCGGAACUAUGUAUUGGGUCAUUUCCAUUUUAAUGUUAAGUUAUGUCUUAUUUAUCGAUGGUAAGAAAUGUUGGGGAGGUUUCAAUCUCGAAAAAUCACGUCAAAAUUGGAUUCCUAUGUUAAGAUUGGCCAUUCCAGGGGUUAUAAUGGUUGAAGCAGAGUAUUUGGCAUUCGAAGUGUUGACUAUUUUAGCUGCUUCUUUUGGAACUGCCGCCAUUGCAGCUCAAUCAAUCGCAUCUAAUAUAGGUUCCUUAUCAUUUCAAUUACCAUUUGCUGUUGCAGUAGUUUUGAGUACUAGAAUUGGAAAUUUCGUAGGAAUGCAAAAUGCCCCAGCAGCAAGAUUAGUUACUCAAUUAACUAUCUUUUUUGCAUUUGCUAUAGCAAUGACUAACUUUUCCCAUGUAUUCUUUGGUAGAGGAUAUUUAUCAAGAUUAUUCACCAAAGAAAUAGAUGUAUUGGAUAUCACUGAUAAAAUUGUUCCAUUAGUAGCACUUAAUCAAAUAUGUGAUGCAUUCAAUGUGAUUGGAGCUGGAGUUCUUAGAGGUCAAGGAAGACAACGAAUCGGUUCAAUUUUAAAUUUAAUAUCAUAUUACCUUAUUGCCCUUCCAUUGUGCUUUACAUUAGCCUUCGCAUUAAAAUUUGGAUUAGCAGGUUUAUGGUAUGGUUUAAUUGCUGGAGUUGCAUUCUUGGCCAUAGCUGAAUUCUACGUAAUAUAUAAAAGUAACUGGCCAAGAAUCAUAGAAGAAUCAAAAGAAAGACAUGAUCAUUGA
This is a messenger RNA of Scheffersomyces coipomensis, 1437 nucleotides long. RefSeq lists its product as uncharacterized. Gene Ontology annotation, biological process: xenobiotic detoxification by transmembrane export across the plasma membrane. The transcript has a single exon. Bases 1 to 1437 code for a protein of 478 amino acids. NCBI's taxonomy places the organism in Eukaryota, Fungi, Ascomycota, Pichiomycetes, Serinales, Debaryomycetaceae. Gene Ontology annotation, molecular function: antiporter activity; xenobiotic transmembrane transporter activity. The record is from RefSeq and is a predicted model, not a curated record. Gene Ontology annotation, cellular component: membrane.